Messenger RNA from Carya illinoinensis, 960 nucleotides. RefSeq lists its product as uncharacterized. The transcript has 4 exons. Gene Ontology annotation, molecular function: rRNA (uridine-N3-)-methyltransferase activity. NCBI's taxonomy places the organism in Eukaryota, Viridiplantae, Streptophyta, Magnoliopsida, Fagales, Juglandaceae. Gene Ontology annotation, cellular component: cytoplasm. The record is from RefSeq and is a predicted model, not a curated record. The coding region runs from base 20 to 742 and encodes 240 amino acids. Gene Ontology annotation, biological process: rRNA base methylation.
AUAUAUCCAUCAUAAACGAAUGGGUGAGCUAAUUAGUGUAGAUAACAAUGAAGGAGAUCAGAAAUGGAUACAGCAUUAUUGCAGCUCUCAUAAAAUACUGCUGGUGGGUGAGGGAGAUUUCUCUUUUGCUGCAUGCUUAGCCAAACGAUUCGAUACUGCUGUGAACAUGAUUGCUACCUCCUUUGAUUCCAAAGAGUUUUUGAUGCAAAACUAUUCAAAUGCCAGAACCAAUUUGGAAGAACUGAAAGAGAGGGGAUGCACUACUUUGCACAAUGUGAAUGCACAUACUAUGAUCCUACACCCUCUCCUUAAUUUGAAAGUGUUCGACAGGAUAAUCUUCAAUUUUCCUCAUGCUGGUUUCAUGUUUUCUGAACAUGAUGAUCGCCAAAUUGAGCUUCACCAAGAGUUGGUCAGGGGAUUCUUGUGGAAUGCAUUUGACAUGCUGACAGGGAAUGGAGAAAUUCAUAUUACCCACAAGACGGCUUAUCCUUUCAGCAAGUGGAAGAUAAAGAAGUUAGCAAAGGAGAUUGGUCUGCGCUUGCUUGUGGAAGUGGAAUUUUUUAAGUGGAAUUAUCCAGGUUAUGUUAAUAAGAGGGGAUCGGGGAGUAGAAUCGAUGACACUUUCCCUGUAGGAGAAUGCAGUACUUUCAAGUUUGCCAAACCAUUCUACAAAUUCAGCCAAUUCACAACCCUUUACAACAUUCUUUCCAAAACUAAGUCCCAAGUUAGUUGUGCCUCCUAGGUACCUUAACACCCAUUUGAUAGCUUGCCAAUGAGGUUUCCCAGGGUUACCCAUAAACCUACUAACCAUACUAACUGCAUAGGUCAGAUCAGGCCUGGAACAAACCAUUGCAUACAUUAUACUUCCAACCAUGCUAGCAUAUGGAAUUUGUUUCAUAAAACUGAUAUCCAAGUCUGUUUUAGGAGCCUGGUCUGAGGACAAUUUGAAAUGUUGUCCUA